Molecule: messenger RNA, 4166 nt
Organism: Larimichthys crocea (large yellow croaker)
Lineage: Eukaryota; Metazoa; Chordata; Actinopteri; Sciaenidae
Gene: gfra4a
Product: GDNF family receptor alpha 4a
Exons: 8
Coding region: 1106-2428 (440 amino acids)
Biological process (GO): nervous system development
Cellular component (GO): signaling receptor complex; external side of plasma membrane
Molecular function (GO): signaling receptor activity
Source: RefSeq, a predicted model, not a curated record
GCAAAACAAGAAAAAAUGAAUUUCUCAUGCAGAGUGUGAUGAACAGCGUGUUCAGGUUUACUGUAAGCAUGAAGAUGUUGGAUGCAUGGCAAACAAAUUUCUUGCAGAUUGAAGUAGGCUAUGUCUGGAGAUAAUAAUUGUGUAGACCGUCAAUCAGGCCCUGUGUCCCCAAAACCCAGAUCCAAAUAGAUUACUCUUUGUUCUGUUGUGAAAGCAGAGCAGCGUGAGCACAUUAGACAGCAGGUAGCCUCAAACAGCUCAUGCUGGCUGCAAGAUGGUCUCCUCAUUUUCCCAUGAAGAGGCGCAGACACUGUGUGAGUGAGUCAGCCUGGCUCUGCUGAAGGGCCCCUCAAACCAACUGCCUCCAGAUCAGUGAUCUCCGUGGUGUGUCUCUGCACUGAGGUGGAGGGAGGAUUACCUACUUUCGGAGUGUGGAUGUGGUCUACCCACCCAUACAGACUAUGCACCAUUUUACGCAGGUUUAUUGUUUCCAUUUGAUGGCGGUAUGAAAUAGACUAUCGAUUUCACUUGUCCUAUUUCAACUUUGGCCAAGAUUGGAUUUUUAAACGAGCUGGGCUGGGCAUCUCCGGCCGACCCGCCUGGGAGCAGAGGAUCACAGGGGCUGCUGGGACUCGCAGGUCGGAGUGCGCAAAGCAACGCGCCCCUGUGUGUGUGAUUCAUCCGCAGUUUCCAGACGGUGCGCAGGUGGAGGCGAAGAGGAGAGGGAGCAGCCGCUCAGGACGGACGGAUGAAGCGGACAGGGAUGUUCAGUACGCGCAGCUAAGGAACGAACUGUUUCUGUCCUCCUCCCUCCUCCGCUGCCUUCAUUUGGAAGCAGCGGCUCGGUUUGGCGCAGCUGGAACCCAUUUUUCUUCCUCCACGACAAAAGUUUGACUGUUAAAAAAUGAUGCUCUGCUGCGCUCCUGCUUUUUCACGCAGUGCUGUGGAUUCCGGCGUGAGUGGCCAGUCGUCACUUGAGAAAUAGCUGCGAAUCUGUCGGUUUUAAAUUCGGUGCCAGUUUGAACAAACAGAGGGCUUUUAUUCCCGCACACCAUCAUCAUCAUCAUCAUCAUCAUCUCGCCCGGGAUUGCAUCCGUUUGAAUUCAUGUCGCACUCCAUAAUGGACUUCCUCGGACUGUACUUCUUGCAGCUGGCUCUCAUUGGAGUCCCACGCAUGGCUCUGUCUGCAGGCGGGAGGGACUGCCUGCGCGCCGGAGACACCUGCUCCAGCGAUGACACCUGCAGCCCACGUCUGCGCACCCUCAGGCAGUGCGUGGCGGGGGACGGGAGCAUGAAGCUCGGGCCUGGAGCGCGCAACCAGUGUGAGAACGCCAUGACGGCACUGCUGUCCACUCCUCUGCACGGCUGCCAGUGUAAACGAGGCAUGAAGAAGGAGAAGAACUGCCUGAGUAUCUACUGGAGCCUGCAUCAGUCCGUGCUGCACGGACUCAGCCUGGUGGAGAGUUUUCCCUACGAACCAGAAGAGAGGGGCUCUGACUACGUCCGUCUGGCCUCCAUUGCUGCAGAGUCUGAAGUAACGACGGUGAACCGCUGCCUGGAUGCUGCCAAGGCGUGUAACAUUGAUGAGACGUGUCAGAAGCUUCGCACGGAGUACGUCUCGGCGUGCAUCCAGCCGUCAGCCCGCUCGGGGCCGUGUAACCGACCAAAGUGCAACAAGGCGCUGAGGAAGUUCUUUGACCGCGUUCCCCCUGACUACACCCAUGAGCUGCUGUUCUGUCCCUGCACCGACACGGCCUGCGCAGAGCGCCGCCGGCAAACCAUCGUUCCGUCCUGCUCCUAUGAGGACAAGGACAAGCCCAACUGCCUGGCUCAGCUGCGGAGCUGCAAAGCAGACUACGUGUGCAGGUCUCGCUGGGCACAGUUCCAGUAUGAUUGCCAACCUUCCGAGCAGAGCGCCAGUGGCUGCAAGCAGGAGAACUACGGAGCAUGUCUACUUGCGUACACCGGCCUGAUGGGAAGCACAAUAACUCCCAACUACCUUGACAACUCCACAUCCAACGUGGGACCGUGGUGCUCCUGUGCAGCGAGCGGCAACCACAGGGAGCAAUGCAAUGACUUCCUGUUUUCUUUCCACGACAACAUCUGCCUGAAAAAUGCCAUCGUGGCCUUCGGGAACGGGUCGGACGUGAAAACGGACGCCGGUCAGCCCGGGAUGCCCAGUCCAGCGACGGACAACCAGAGCCCGCACUUGGCAACCACCGCCCCAGGCGUCUCCAUGGAAACAGAGCAGAACAUUCUGAAAGCACAGAUACCUACUCAGGUAAAUGAGAAUGACAGAUUGUGGGGCGACGAGGGAGACUCCACUCUUCCCUCUCCGGGCCUUUCGGACCGUGGAACUGAGCCCGUCCGUGCAUCCCUGCUUCUGGGCCUCGGCUGGCCGCUCCUGCUGCUGCUCGCCGACCAAUAAGAGGCCUCGCUCACCUGGCCUCCAUGGACAAACCUCCAGACCCGGGGAGGGGAGGGUGGGUUUGUGAGAGCGAGAGAAAGAGCCAUUUUUAUGUGUCAAAUGACGGCGGGGGAAAGGGUCGACUCUGCCCGCUCCCCUCUCCGUCACAGAAAUCACACUCAAUCUCUUUUUUGUGAACCAUGACUCAGCAGAUGUGUCGUGCAGCCCACGCCGUGAGAAAGACCGCUGGAGAGGGUGGGGUGAGGGUGAGGGUGGGGGGAGAAAAAAAACAGGAAGUACACACCUCAUUUCUUGCUUCACGCCUGCCCAAACACCAACUGUUACACAUGACACACACCACGCAGACUUUGCUCAUCUGAAAAUAACGUCCAAACUCCAGGAAGGGGCCCGUGGGUUCAGAAGGUGUACAGUGAAGAGACACUGGAGACACAGUGCCAGAAAACUCUAAGAAAAAUCUAAAAAACAACAAAAAAAAGAUUUUUUUGUCCCUGAACAUUCCUUGGUGUAAAAGAAAAAUAUUAAAUGUUAAGACUUUUCUCUCAGAUGAACUGUGAUGAAGUGUUACACGAGAUUUAAGGUGGAUGUGUGUGUUUGUCCACAUGCAGCGCUCUGCUCGUUCAGCUUUGCUCUUUAUGUUGAUGCCACAUUUUUAUGAUUUGAAUUCUGCACACGUUAUAAUCGAGUCCAAUCACAAUGGGAUUCUCUGACUGUUUGUUGUUGUGUUUUAAGUGGCAGGAUGAAGAGUUCAUUUCCAAAUAAAGAAUAUAUAUAGACAAACUUAAGUUGUUAAUUGAAAGGUAACAUUGAAAUUAAGAAGCGCUCCCAAAGUCUGUGAAAGUGUUUCAUUUUGUCAAACAAGGACCUACAUCACUACUUAUUAAUGUAUUGUAGUUUGUUUUCAUUUUAAAUCUAUAAGUCAUUUUGUAUGAGUAGAUAUCAUUGGAAGGGAACUCUUCAUAUACAGUACACAUUCAUUUAGCUUUAAGUGUGAGGCCUUUGAGUUUGUUCCUCUUCAGAAAUGUAUAAAAAAAAUAUCCUGUGGUUAUGGUGAAGCAACAAGAGAUGGAAACAAGUUUAUAUUUUUUAAAUGUAUGUGGAGAAAACAGAUAUCUAUCGACAAGUUUGUGACCAAUCAUGCUUUUCCGUAGUGGGAGGACGGGUGGGAAACAGAAGGGGCAGAUUUUGAUGCAUGGACGGAUGCAUCCGUCCUUCCAGAGAGUCGUGAGAUGAAGGUGGUGACCCGUGUUGGCCCUCGCUAUCUGCUGGGACUCACUCAACAUGAGACGCCGGAGGAUUUACAAUACGUACUGUAGAAGCACAGCUCUGCUUUGAGGAGCGGACAUGUCUGUGGAGAACUGUUGAGCUCGAGAGGCUGAGGUUUCUCAUGCGCCAUCGAUACUGCCAUUGAAUUCAGAUCUCUGAAGAAACACCCAGUCGUCUCAACACAUUAUUAAACGACACAACACUGAUUUUAACACAGAGACAGGAAAUGCGAUGAAGAUGUCACAUUCAUGUCGGACCUAAAAAAGCUCGCAGUAUGAGUUCAGAAUGUCAUAACGUUAAUAAUAGUUGUUGGAUUUUACCCAAAAAACAAGUUCAAGUUCAAGAAGUUCACUCAAAUCACAAACCAAUAUUUUCCUCAGCUAGUCAUGCAGAUACUUUUGCCCAGGUUUUGAGGUAUUGUUCUGAAAAUGCCGCUGCCAUUCAAGUACAAUAAAGAUGAUUGAUUUUUUUUUUC